AUUCAAACGGAGCAAAACUCUGCAAACCAGAAGAAGUGUUCUGAAAUCCCCGCGGAAUAUCUGGAACGUCUUGCGAUCGAUAAACCGCGAUUCCAUCGACAGAUUUAUGGACGUGAGAUCAUAAGGGGCGCAUGAUCGUGAUCUUCCGCACGUGUUCCCCGCAGUAACCGGCCCGACGAUGAAUAAGCUGAAAACGUUGUUACCGGCCAGCCAGCCGACCGGCGAGGCGAACCAGGUGAACAACAACGAAGCUAAAUCGCUGGAGCCGCUCGUGGGCUUCAAACUCACGCUGAAACAUUCCGGUUCGGCCGCGUCGUCGGAUUACGCGAACGGCAACGACGACAAUUCAAACGGCCGGACAGCAGCGCCCUCUUCGUCGGCGGCCGUUCCGGAGCUUCAAGUGCGGCUUUUAGGUGCACGCCAUCUCCCGAGCAGCUUUGGCCUGAAGAGUGUUGAGGGAUACCUGGUGAAGGUGAAGCUUUUUCCCGGCAACAUGAGGUUCGAUUCCUCGAUCCAAACAAACUCGUGGCCAUCGUUUAACGAAACGUUUUCCUUCCCGCUCGUCACCAGCCACAAGUCUUCGUUCCGGGUGAAGAAAACCGACCGGCACAAGGACACCCAUUCGAUGCAGUCGCUUCCGGAGAAGAUUUUGAACGGGAACUUUGUCGUCUUCACCGUCUUCGCGCUGCUGGAGCUACCGCCAGGGUACACGUCGUCGUUGAAAAGCAAAACGAUGACCUUCAUCCGGCAAGGUAGUCAGCGGUUGAAGGAUAAACCGGUGAUCGGGAAGCUGGUCAAGGAUAUCGACCCGCCGAACGAGAAGAACGGAAACGCCGACCAGAAACCGAGCCCGAAGAAGCUGUCGACGAGCGAAAGCCAGCGCAAUCUCGGCUCGGCGACGUACUUUCUCGAUCCGAAGUGCUUCACCGGGGACACCAGUGGCCAAACCCGGGGCAAGCUGAAGUUUAGCACCGAAGAGCUGUGGCUACCGAUCAAAGACAUGACCGUGACGCACCCGCCCGCCGAAUCGCGAAUCACCAUCACCAACAGCCCCCGGGGACAGGUCGAAGUAACACUGCAGCUGUCGGAUUACACGGAGGUGCACAUCGACCCGAAAGCUUCCGGUGAAGACUGCAGUUUCAACGCGGAUGGCCCAUACUCGUCGCCACCGCUCUCGCCCCUGGCGCUGUCCUCCCGAGCGUCGUACGAUGGUCCGCAGGUUGCGCCAUUCGAAUGUCGGCGUGCCUACUCCAGCGGAUCACCGGUGCCGACGUCGAACUCGAACAAGAAUCGCUUCAGCUUCGACGUGCGCAAGAUUAUGCGCAGCGUGAAGAACAAGGAGAAGAACCACAAGGGCCUGUGCCUGAAGAUUACCACCGCCAAGGUACGGUGCGGAAUUCGGGUAAAGGAGGAGCUCGAGUCGGUCGCGGAGAAGGUGUACCUCAAGACGACGGUGCUGGAGCACCAGAUCCUGUCGGCCACCUGGAAGUCGGAACCGUUCCGGCCGGCCCUGUCGAGUCGCUGGAACCCGGAAGACUGCACCGUCGUGGUGCCGCUGGUGGGCGAACCGUCCCUCGAUCAUCUGUCCAUCAGGAUUGGGCUGGCCACGAAAAGCAAGGUGGGCAAGAAGACGCGCCUGGGCACCGUUUUCCUCGGGCCGAUGGCGUCCCAGACCAACCCGGCGGCCGACGACCAGUGGCGCAAGAUGGUGCUCUACAAAGGAUCACCGAUUUCCGUUUGGUACAGUUUCGAGGAGGAAGCGCGAGAGUAAUGCAGGCUCCCGCCGUAGCCCGUGGCCAUAAAACAUUCGUAACGUGUGUAAUAGUUGUGAGAUUUGUAAAAAGGACCAGAAAUAAAUAUUUAUUGUA
Molecule: messenger RNA, 1868 nt
Organism: Anopheles bellator
Lineage: Eukaryota; Metazoa; Arthropoda; Insecta; Diptera; Culicidae
Exons: 5
Coding region: 179-1771 (530 amino acids)
Source: RefSeq, a predicted model, not a curated record